Molecule: messenger RNA, 1790 nt
Organism: Aethalodelphis obliquidens (Pacific white-sided dolphin)
Lineage: Eukaryota; Metazoa; Chordata; Mammalia; Artiodactyla; Delphinidae
Gene: CUNH19orf53
Product: chromosome unknown C19orf53 homolog
Exons: 3
Coding region: 863-1159 (98 amino acids)
Source: RefSeq, a predicted model, not a curated record
AGACCAGGGCUCAAACCCGUGUCCCCUGCACUGGCAGGCAGAUUCUUAACCACAGUGCCGCCAUGGAAGUCCUCCACCGCUUUUUCUGUUGUGUGAUCUUGGCCAAAUCACUUCACCUCUCCAUGCUUUGUUUUCCUCAUUUACAAAAUGGAGACAAUACUAAUACUUCCCUUUUUGGUUGCUCUCAGGGCUGGAAUUAGGGUGACACCUCAGGUGCAAAAUUUUAGAGGAGGCCCUGAGAAGCUCAGUAGUCAAGAUAAAGAAUAGCUUCAUGCAUUACUUUUGAAAAAUCAAAAUUAAUGCAAAAACAAUCCAUGGUGAACAAAAUAUAAAGAUAUUAAAUAGAAUGAAACCCUGACCUUGCGUAUCCUGACCCUACUCCCUUCACUCCUGAUACCAGCCCUCGUGCCAACAAAACUUUAUUUACAACAUCAAGCAGCCAGUCCACAGGCUGUAUUUGGACGAUUUUUCUUUGUAUUAAAAUAUUAUUUUUGAAUGUUGAAUAUAUUUUUAUCUUGAUAACUGAAGUUCGGGGCACCCCUUAAAUUUUGCACCAGAGUGCCUCACUUGCCUGACCGUAAGUCCUAGACUUGAAGUUUAUGUAUAAAGAGCACAAAACAGCAUAAGUUUUAUAAAGCAGAUAAGCACCCAGUAAGUGUUAGCUUAUCAUUAUAACCUUUACUUCGAAAUUUUUGCGCAAUGCUGGCUAUCAUCGACCGUCGUGGGUAGUGGUCACUUUAACUCUUUGCCACGUUGUAUCCCGUGAGCCAUUCCGCCCUCCGGCCCCACUGUAUCCCAUCGUGCCCUGCGUUUUUCGUCUGCGGCCUCCGACAGCCCCGCCUCUUCCGGUGCAUGACUGAUCAUGGCGCAGGGGCAGCGCAAGUUCCAGGCGCGGAAACCAGCGAAGCGCAAGACAGCGGCGACAGCCUCGGAGCGGAACCGGGGCCCGAGGAAGGGCGGUCUCGUUAUCGCACCCAAGAAGGCACGCAUCGUGCAACAGCAAAAGCUCAAGAAGAACCUGGAGGUCGGGAUCCGGAAGAAGAUCGAACAUGAUGUGCUGGUGAAAGCCAGCACCAGCCUGCCCAAGAAGCUGGCGCUGUUGAAGGCCCCCACCAAACAGAAGGCAGCAGCCCCCGCCUCCUCCAAGACGCCUUCCUAAGGGGGCACCCAGCAGAGGCCAUCGCCACAGCCCUGUCUGUGCUCAGACCUGUGCAGGGAGGAGAGGCCGUGCUCCCCAGAGCCUUGGGUUGCGCCUCAAACUUUACUGUAGCCCUGGCCCGUGAGCACGUGAUCAGCAGGUCAGAAGUGCACUGGCUGGUUUCCCAGCGUGCCAAGCCCAGGCGAAGCGCAGGCCAAGGCCAGGAGGAUGCCUUCACCAACUUCCUGUGUCCCCCUACCCCUCCCCACAUCCUGUCUCCACUGGUUUAACCCGGAGCAAUAAACCUGACUUUGUCAUUCCUCCCACGGUCACAUGCUCCUGUGAGCGGGACGUGCUGGGGCCUGCGGCCAGGUUCCCCGACCAGGUCAUCCCCAGCAGUUUCCACAGGAGACUAGCCACGUGCCAGGGAAGGACGAAUGGGCUUCUGCACCUCCAGCCUGGGAGCCAGGGGAGAGUGUUCUUUCCUCCUGCCUUGGGUGACUCACCUACAUACCCUCCACGGACAUGCCUGUGUCACCCCCUCUGCCGGGGACCGGCCAGGCAGCCUAGUGAGUCACUUUCCCAUCUGCAGGACAGGUACUGACACCACCUUGUAGAGUCAAAAUGCCGAUUAAACCAGAAUGUGCUUAUA